Molecule: messenger RNA, 1317 nt
Organism: Camelina sativa (false flax)
Lineage: Eukaryota; Viridiplantae; Streptophyta; Magnoliopsida; Brassicales; Brassicaceae
Product: putative prolyl 4-hydroxylase 10
Biological process (GO): peptidyl-proline hydroxylation to 4-hydroxy-L-proline
Cellular component (GO): endoplasmic reticulum
Molecular function (GO): L-ascorbic acid binding; procollagen-proline 4-dioxygenase activity; iron ion binding
Source: RefSeq, a predicted model, not a curated record
CUUACUUUUUAAAUAUGGGCCCGACUUUUGGUUUACCAGACACGAGUAGUAUAGUAGAGACAAGAGAAAAAAAACAUCCACCAUCAUCGUCGUCGUCCGGAUCUCAUCGUUGUUUGGGAAAAAAAAAAGAUGAUGGCGAGACCGAGGAGUCAUCGUCCUUCGGGUCGAAAAUCAUCCAAUUCAACGCUCGUAUUCGGUGUACUGAUCAUGUUCACUUUCGUCAUUCUGAUUCUUCUCGCCUUUGGAAUUCUCUCGGUGCCCAGCAACAAUGCCGGCUCCUCCAAAGCCAAUGAUCUCACUUCCAUUGUCCGAAAAACACUCCAGAGAAGUGGCGAGGAUGAUUCAAAGAACGACGAGCGUUGGGUUGAAAUAAUCUCUUGGGAACCCAGAGCUUCUAUUUACCACAAUUUCUUGACCAAGGAGGAAUGCAAGUAUCUGAUAGAGCUAGCUAAACCUCAUAUGGAGAAAUCAACUGUUGUCGAUCAGAAGACUGGAAAGAGCACUGAUAGCAGGGUGCGAACCAGCUCAGGGACAUUUCUUGCAAGAGGCCGCGACAAAAUUAUCCGUCAGAUUGAGAAGAGGAUAUCUGAUUUUACAUUCAUACCUGUUGAGCAUGGGGAAGGUCUUCAAGUUCUGCACUAUGAGAUUGGGCAAAAGUACGAGCCUCAUUACGACUACUUCAUGGAUGAGUAUAACACUAGGAACGGUGGGCAGCGGAUAGCCACAGUUCUCAUGUACCUAUCAGAUGUGGAGGAGGGGGGUGAAACAGUAUUUCCUGCAGCCAAAGGAAACUAUAGCGCAGUGCCAUGGUGGAAUGAGUUGUCAGAGUGCGGGAAAGGAGGAUUGUCCGUGAAACCCAAGAUGGGAGAUGCAUUGCUUUUCUGGAGCAUGACGCCUGAUGCGACGCUAGACCCAUCUAGUCUUCAUGGUGGGUGUGCUGUAAUCAAAGGGAACAAGUGGUCGUCGACAAAGUGGUUGCGUGUACACGAGUACAAGGUUUGAGGCAUGAUUGAGUAAGUGGAUGGAAAAGGUUUUGAGGGGAAAGCGAUGGGAAAACAGGAGGAAUAGAGAGAAGGAAGCAGCUAGUAGUAGGGGGGAGGGGGAUGAUGAAACAUGGCUAUUGUGAUAAGUUUUGACAAUAGAGAUACAUACACACAUGUAUAAUGAUGAUAUUGAUGAAACUUGAAAAGCGAAUGUUGAUGGAUGAGGGGGGGAUUGGGUGGUGUUUCUGUUUCAGAUGAUGAUAUUAUAAUAGUAGUAUGAUACGAAUUUUUCUUUUGUAUAAUUAAAAGAGAAGUAAAGUUCCCCUUUGAUUAA